Ostrea edulis (European flat oyster) is the source of this 5041-nucleotide messenger RNA. RefSeq lists its product as uncharacterized. The record is from RefSeq and is a predicted model, not a curated record. The transcript has 6 exons. NCBI's taxonomy places the organism in Eukaryota, Metazoa, Mollusca, Bivalvia, Ostreida, Ostreidae. Gene Ontology annotation, molecular function: protein binding. The coding region runs from base 131 to 5041 and encodes 1636 amino acids.
GGCAUUGUUUACAUUUUGAAUAAAACCUUUACUGGAUUAUGUAGAGGUUGAUCGAUAUAUUGAUCCGUACUAGACGAGUAUGCACAUAAUUUAUUGGAAAUAGGGAACCUCAAGAUAACGAAUAGACACAAUGGCGGAACUGGACAUUGCUACUCGACAGCGCCAGGUCGAGAUCCUGCAGAGCAUGGUUUCGAAAGACGAAGAUGAAAUAAUUUGGAUGUUGUCAUCAAACAAAGACAUCAUGAAGAAGGAAAUAGGAUUCGAUUAUGAGAGCUGUAACAGGAUGUGUAUUUGUGGUCAGAUGUUCGAAAAAUUGCGCCAUAAUAACCACGUGUUUCACAUUGAAAAAAUGUCCGUCUGGGUAUUAGAAGGACGCUGUCCUCACGUGGAGCAGACGACUGACUCUUCGCCACAGCAUGCAGCGACUACACUUCUUCUUUGUGCGUGCGCACUAGGGAAGUUGAGGGUUAUCAAAUUCUUAGUUCAUGAACAUGAUUGUACUCUAAAUGAACCUACAAAGGCGACCCUUUUUGCUCCUUUACAUUUUGCAAUUUACAACAGAGAUAUCGAGUUGUUUAAUUUUUUAACAUCGAAAAAAGUUAAUAUAAACGUUUGCUGCAGAGGAGAGGAAAGGUAUUCUUCUUUGAUGUUGGCAGUACUAGAAAACGCAGAAGAAAUUGUUCAAAUGUUGCUGAAAAUGGAAUCAUUGCAGAAGAAUUUCGUUAAUUCUUAUCAAAAGGGAGCUUUAUGCUGUGCAGUUGAAAUGAACAAUAAGAGAAUGGUUCAACUGCUAACUGACAAUGGAGUAAUGGCUACCCCGGGGACGCUUUACCGCGCCGAUAUCUAUGGUGAUGAUUACAUCACAGACCGUGUACUACUUACGCGUAAUGCUGACUUCUACACGCCACAACAACAGCAUACUCUUAUCUACUCAGCUGUUGUCAAAGGUAAAGCGAAUUCUUUGAAACUGCUUCUACAACAUGGCUUCCGACUUAACCAUCGUCCCGAUUAUCUCUGUCCCGAGGAAGAAGAUCCAUUAUUCCACGCGACCUCGCAGAACAACCCAGACAUGAUCAGUGUUUUGUUAGACCAUAAUGCAGACAUCAGCAGGAAAAUAUACGGCACCACCUCUUACGAUCUGGCAAGAAUUUUAGAUUUCAAAGACGCCAGUGUGAUCUUAGAAAAUGAAUUACGCAGAAAACGUCUUCCUGUUAAAUCGGAACUACCAAAAACUGCUAGUCCUUAUAUGACAAUUUUAACGCUUGCAGGAGUAAACAAAAAAGAAUUUGUAUCUAAACUAGUUUCAAAAGGUCUUGAUAUAAAUGCCAAUGGCGACGCAGGAUUCACCCCACUACACGAGUCCAUAAAUCGUGAAGACGAAGCUAUGGUGAAGCAUUUACUGCAGUGUGGUGCAGAUCCCAACCGCCAAAGUGCUGAACCUGGUUACAUGACGCCUCUUCACGUGGCGAUCAUAAAGGGGAAUCUAAACCUAGUGAAAAUGCUGCUCAGUUUGAAUGUCAAGAUGGAGGUCGUCCGCCCUGUGCUUGUGCUGUGGGGGACGGAUACUUAUUACACGGACUGGAUUGUGGACCCCAAACUGAUGCCACGUCAUCGCUCCUCUCUGUGUGACGCAGUCUGUAGAAAUUUUGUCACCAUUUCUCUCUUUCUGUUGGAGGCUGGGAAUGAUAUAGCCGAAGAAGAUCCCGAGAGCGUCAAAUUUAUGAUCAAACACACCAAAAGUGACGUCAUUCGCUUACGAUUACUGGAUCAUAUGCAAACCCCGCGUAGUUUGGGUGUGUUGUGUAGAAGUUACUUCAGGCGGAUGCACAGAAACGAUAUACAAGAAUUUGUGAAAUCUCAAGAACUUCCACAUUCGCUAAAACAAUCCUUAUUGUUACACGAUUUGAUUGAACCUUCGUUAUUUGUUAGGAGGGAUAAUAAACUAGCCACGUAUUAUCAGGACGAAUCUCUGAAAAUCAUGAGAGGACGCGGGGUGGUGUGCAUGCUAUUGGCAAUAUUGAAAAUCAGCGAUGCGCUUGAGACUAGCGAAGUAAACGAGCAUUCUCAACGACAGCCUGCAGAAGGGUGUACCAUCAGUUUACAAGACGAAGCAUUUGCAAAGUUUCUAGACGACCCAAAGAUUGUUCUCGCCGAGUUUAACUUCCAGCUUUUCAAUUAUUCUGUCAACCCCUUAAAGACUGACAUGUCCUCGAACUACAAACCAUGGCGCUGGCAUCGAACGCGCACCCAACAUGGACGCACUUUGCUAAUGUUGUCCUUUCACUACGAUGUCUUGUCCAUGUCCAUUUUGACCAUUGGUGUAGAACACCACAAUGUCGUGUUGAUGGACCACCCAUACGGAUGUUUUGGAAAUCGUUCAGCCUAUGAAAGAGUUGAUAUGAUAAGCGAUCUAAUACUGAACAACUUUCGAUUAGACGAAAAGUCGAGUUCGCAAAUACAAUUUGAAACACGUACAGAGAGAACAGUUUAUGUCUGUAACGAGGUUGUAAUGGAUAAAAAUGGUUAUGCGGACUUCAUCAAUCGUUGUUGUAGUCAAAAUCCGGACGGCAGUACUAAAUGUAGCCGCCAGGUCCAGCAGGGGUGGAUUUUGCUGCUGUACAUGUGCAUUACUUUUGUGAAGCUGAUGGUGUUUUUCUUUGCUCCGUUGAUUAUGCCCACCCAGAUGUACAAUGCUUCCUAUGUGGCCUCCGAAUACGCGGUCAAACUUUCAAAAGAGCUUAAACUCAAACUGUUUGUAACGGAGAGUACUCAGACCUCAGUGAGGUACAAAAAGAGAUUGACUCUGGAAGACAUCGCAGAUUGGAGACGGUUUCGCGAGAAUCUAGAAACAUGUCCGAUGGAUGAAGUCGUUCCCAUUACAGUUCCAGAGCUUAGAGUGAAAGUGAAGGGAAAACGUAUAAUUCCGGACAACGAUCCGCCAACAGGAGUGUUUAGAACACUGUACGACAAUCUUAUCCGAUGUAAAAUCAAAAGGUUGGAUCCCUUCACUGAAUGUUGUGACAUGAGCGUGUACGCAUCGCUGGAGCCGAUGAUCAAAAAUAAGUGCACUUGGCACAUGUGUGUGCAAUCUUUAGUCAAAGUAUUGCUUUUGUUACUUAUUCCUCUUCCGUUUUAUGUGCGUGUCUUUAUUUAUUACUACUUUGAAGAGGACGAAGUACUGCUAAGAAAAAAUGUAAUAAAGCACCUGGAUCUGAAAGAAGAAUUUGAUUUCUACAGAGGAAAUAUCAUCCAGUAUUUUUCUCCGACCCAUGGAGUUUUCAUUGCCACUUACGUGUUCUAUUUUCUCUCUGGGGCAAUCCUGGGUUUUUCCGACGAAUCCGUUAGGGAGAAACUAAAAUCCAUAUCAAGAGACUCGUUGCAAGAUAUGGCAAACGUAUCAAGAACAAGUGUUCUGCAAGUUCUGUUACGUAUUGGCCUGUGGCCUUUCAAAAGAUGCGGACUUGUAGCUAUAAUCAUUGCACCAUUGUAUUCGUUUGUUGCCGCACCUUUUUGUGGAGUUAUUUUUGCUCUUUAUUGCAUUCCUACCAUAUAUUUAUCAUAUAGGCUUUUAUUUCAUGCAAGGAAAAAGUUCAGUGAUGAUGACGACGAAUCUGAUCCAGACAAACCUAUGAGCAAGAAGAAAGAGAAACUUAUGAAGGUCCGGAGAAAAUUAUCUAAAAUCGACAAAAGUGUCCAUAGCCGUCAAGUAAAGUUGGAGGACACUAACAAUUACGUCAUGACGUGGGGCCAAGGGAAGUUAAAUGCUGUCCGGCGUUUCCUUAUCCAGUGCAUCGUAGGGAUGUUCUGUCUAUCUGUUCUUUACGCCAUUAUCCUGAUUAUUGUAGAGGCUGUGGGCUUGAUUGUGGAAGUUAUGGCUUUCACAAUGAUGGGGAUCAUCAUCAAUGCAGGAAGCACUCUUCGCUAUGUUUCCAUGGCGCUCCUUGUGAUAGUUUACAUGCACGAUUGUUACAGUAAUGUGUACGAGAGCUAUUUAACAUUUGACAAAAGUGUUGUGGAAGACAUCAUGGAUAGGGUAGAAGAUCUAAAGACAGUUGCUAGCCUGCCAUCUAACAUGCAAGAAAAUGUUGCCUUUCAGGUUAAACCUGUUGAAGCAGUAGAUGAAAUCCCAACUACUUUAACAUUCGAAAAGAAGGAACCUUCGUGGAAAAUUGGUCAUCUGUUGUUGUUUUUGGAUUCAUUUGAUACACCUAGAAUUCCUCUAAGAUUAUUCCAGAAAGUGUGUGAAGUCCGAGUGCAUGGUGCUCCAGGUCCAGUGUAUGUAAAUCUGCUGCGCGCCACUGGAAAAUUUCUCAUAAUUGUCAUAUUUUUGUUUUUUGUAAUGAUCGUUGUAAUGGCGUUUGGAAAUGUCCAUCAAGUUUCAUCUACUAAUCAAACAUUAGCAACUCUCGCGGGAGGUUUUGUGCCAAUGCUUUUGAAAAAUGUUCUCCCCAGAAAAUCUGUAAAACUGAAUUUAAAGACUUUGAGUUUCAAAGGACAAAUUGAUGAAAUAAUAUGCGACUUUAAACAAAACUGGCCAAUAUAUGACUUCAUUUUCAACAGAGACGAUGAAGUUGAACCAGAAAUACCACCUGAUGAUGUAGUGGAAGCAAACAAGGAAAGAAAACAGAGUUUAGGCAACGUCCUUGACGAAGCAGAAGGAGAUAGGCAAACCCUUCCAGAAGACAAGGUCAAAGAAAAGACAGUCAAUGACAAAUUAGAAAAGUACAUGAAAGAGGGUCUGGAGAAAAAGCUGUACACCGAAAAACGCCAAAAGGAACAAAACGGCCUUGUAAAAGACGAAACCAAUGGAGGAAAGAACAGUCUCGCUGUGGAUGACUUUUCGCGUCGGUUGUCUCUCGUGGAUGAUAACUUAGUGGACAUUUUUAUAGAUUUGAGUGUAGCCGAUACGUCCAUACCUUGGCAGAUCUACGGCUCUGUAGAAAGUCUACAGUCAGCGUCUAUGUUACCACCUGCCGAUUUUGAGAUGGAGGUGAAGGCUCCCUCAGCCAUUCCCGAAAUCAAAGUGGAGGCGUACUCUUAA